This is a messenger RNA of Owenia fusiformis, 6723 nucleotides long. NCBI's taxonomy places the organism in Eukaryota, Metazoa, Annelida, Polychaeta, Sabellida, Oweniidae. The record is from the annotation of a GenBank genome assembly.
GGUCAAUCCUGCUACCAUAUUAGGAAACAAAGCCAUCGAUUUGAAAAAGUGCGGGCUGAGAUCUUCAACUUUUUAUGCCUUCUCUGUAUUCUUUCCGCCCACUAUAUGCUAACAAGACCUGAAUUACUUCUAUAUAAAAUUUGGUAAGGCUUCCCUACCGAUGUAGCGUUGUUUAUACCUUAGGGUAUGGUGAAUUUGACACCUCUAGAGUCUAGUGAUACAAUCACAAUAAGGUCCCAUGAAGGUGAUAUUGAAGCAGUAUCAGGCGUAACUGGAAUACGUGAGGAGUUAUCAUCUCUCGGCAAUACUUGUAGAUCGUAAUUGGAUUAUUGCACGUGCAAUUGUCAUUAAUGUGAGAAACAAUAGGAUAUAAGGAUUCUAGCUGUAGUACCAAAGCCUAUGAGGGUGUAACCCCCAACCUGCGUAUAAACAUAGAUGAAAACGGAGAUCAUCACUCCACCAUGACUGAUGAUAUAUACACACACAGCAGUGUCCUCGACAGAAUAAGGAAUCUGAAGGAUGAGCCAUUGUCAUAUGAGACUAGCAGUCACUAUAGCAACCACCAAGAUCUCCAUGGUAACCUAGGAACUGAUCGAUAUAGCAACCACCAUAGAUCAUCACUACUGAAAGAGCAUCUGGAAAGCCCAUAUCAAUCAAACCUAAGUGAAGUGGAUUAUACACCAUCAUCUUUGAAAAGUGAUUUCUCAGUUUAUACAUCGAAGUAUAAAUCUACAAAUUCAAGUCGAUUCUGUAGUUCUUGCAGAACUUCGAGUGAGACACCAACGGAUGGUGGAUAUACUUCGAGAAUUUCAACACUGACAUAUGGUGUGGAUACGGAAUCAAAUGUAGGAUAUAAAAAUAGCAUAGACACCUUGAGCAGUCCAACUACCUCUCAACAUUGUUUCAAAGAUUUAGCAAAAGUUGGUGAAGCAUUUUCUGCCACCAAGGAUUGUAUUCAAGCAGCAGAGAAUCAAUGGGAGAAAUUUUUCCAAGAUUCAGAAACAGACCAAGCCUGGAAAAUAAGCUCGAAUGUAUCAUCUUCAGCAGGAUAUGAAAACCAGAUCAAAACAAAUAAAUUGAAAACAACACAAUCAACAUCCAAUUCAGAAUCCCUUAAUAGCAAAAAGUCACAAAGUUCCCCAAGAUAUACUCCUAUUAAUGGGAUCUCUAGCCCCUCACAGCACUCCUAUAAAGACGUAGCAUGCGUUUUAAAGAGCAGUCUGGGAGUGAAUAAAUUUUCGCCUUCGUUGUCACAGAACAAUGACACAGGAUAUUUUUCGAGUGACUCCCCUCAGAGUGUGAACCACAACAACGUGAAGACCAUGGCUAGUUACAACCCAAGGGACAAUGCUCCUAAGCAUCUCGACGUUGAUAAAAAGCAGUUCUUUCCAGGAGACUACGCAAAACCCUGGGACUCCCCGACUGAAGCUAAACGCCUUAAAAUAGAAGACCCCGUAACACCAUCAUCAGUCGGGAGUUUCAGCCCAACGGAAUCGCCAUCAUUUCGCCAACUGCUUCGCUACGAUGACUCAUUCUACAAUUCAAGCGAGAACCCCAGCCCCGUUGAUUCACCUGAUGUGAAACAAAAGGGUGAUAAGGAACAGCAGAAGAAAUACAAGAAGAAUGAGCUGUGGGCAUCUAUCAAGUCUGACUACCAGUACUGCAUGGAUGAAGAGAUUAUUGAACAAUGCAAGUCGACUGAGAGUGACCUCUCCUGGGGGGAGGAGGAUGAUCUCCUGAGGGAUACAAAUGUCUCCUUCACAGAGUUCAUGCAGCAGUACAAGGAGCUCACUGAUUGGUUGAACCAGGUACAACUCGUCACGCAGCGUCAGAGCAGCAGCCUAUCAGAGAAGUACCUCAAUCAGACUUACUAUGAGGAAAUGCUCCAGAAUUCUCCACGUCGUAAACUCUUCAAUGACUAUGCCAAACAGCUUAUGCGCCGAUACCCCGCAAUGAAGGAUGAGAUACAACUGCCUAUUCAGCAGGUCAACAAUCAAUGGAAGACCAUUGAGAAAGCUAUCACCCCUGGUGGCGGGAAAGUUGAUACUGAUGCGAUGCUCGGAGAUCUGGAACAAGACUUGAAUGGAUUGAGGAAAUGGUUACAUGAUGUAGAAAGUCAUCUGCUACCAAUGUGCCUCUCCCCACAAUGGAGUCCUGAGAUACUGACAGAAAAACUGAAAGAGCACCAGGUACUUCAACGUGACAUAGAAUCGCACUCAAAGAUUGUCUCGGCAGUUCUGAAGCUCUGUGAGAGACUCCAGUUGAACGAGACAGCGUGCGAGAACACGUCUGAGAGAGAAUCGCUACAACUGGUAGCUGUGAACUUAGAGAGACGUUGGCACGCCAUCUGGCUUCAGUCAUUAGAGUGGCAGUGUCGGCUAGAGGAGGCAAUCACUCAAAGGAAGAUGAAGAUAGCAGGUCUAUAUGGGACAUCUUUAUAUGAAGUGUAUAAACGAUACAAAUAUGUCUCUCACGGAUAUCUUUUUAAUAGGAGAGUUAUAUACAAGAUACAACUCAAAAAAUAUGUCAGGCCAUUUAAUUUUGCAAGGAUAUUGGAUAUUAACAAAAAGACUGUAUUAACAGGAAGUAACUUCCGUACAAGCGAGGGCAGUGGCUCUAAUUGGAGUGACUUCAGCUACAACACUGCACACUCUGAUCUCCCACGGCCUGAACCCCGCGAUGUCACUAGACAAGCACAGUAUGACGACUAUAACGAGUCACCAUACAGCAGUGAUGAGUACGGUGAUGUAAUCCCAUUUGAUGAACACGAAUACGAAAAGAUUGAAGAUGAUUCAGAGAACGAGCCAAAUGAGUUAGUUGAGGAGUACAGCAAAGAGCUACAGGAUAAACUACAGGCACUUGAAGAUAACAUAAAAGAUGAACAAGACUACAUGGACAUUGAUAAUGUUGAUGUCACUGCAGCCCUGAGUGACUCCGACUACAGCUUUGAAACAGCAAACUGUAAAGAACACAACAAUUCUAAUCUCCAAGAAGAUGAAUACACGAAAUUGAAGCCACGGAAUUCAAGUGGAAAGCUAGGAUCUCUAUCUGCAAUGGAGAGCCGUUUGGUGGCUAAAAAUGCCCAGAAAUACGGAGUAAAGGUUGAAAGCCAUGAUAUUGGUUACUCCAGUGAGAGUCACUCCAACGACGAGCAACAUGAAGCUAUGAAGUCGGGUGCCAGCAUUGACACCAGCCAUGUGGAUAAAUCAAGUGUGAAGCUACGGCAGAAAACCUCACAUAGUAGGGAUGUAUCAAUGGAUGAGAUGAAUGAUACCAGCUUGACUAAUGUGUCAAGUUUACCCGAGUCGUCAUGGAGACACUCUAUGACAUCAGCGUAUGACACAAGUAGUGAUCACAACUCACCAACAGAUGAUGAUGAGCAUAAAACUGUGGAGGAAGACAGCGCUGUCGAGAAAUCAGGUCCUAAAAGUAUACCUAAAUCUGGUGAUAAGGAUUACUACAAGAUGACCUCAGUAGAUGUUGAUGCCACCUGUGGUCUUCUCUCCCAGUCCCCACCCACUCAUGAUGUGGGCCUUACACCAUAUAAGGCACAACCCUUCCAGAUUCCAAACCUAGGGGAAUCCCCUGGGGUAGAUGUAGCUACCUAUCAGGAAUCUGGAAAAGUUGAACAGAUUGCACGGCGCUUAGAUUUUGGUGCCAUGGAUACAAGUGACGUCACAGAUGGUAAAGAAACAAUAGGUGAGGAAGAAGGUAUGGGGAAGGAAGGGUCUGGAACAUCAGACUCUCUGUCUGUACAAGUCGACUCUGAUGCUCUACAGAGAGAAGAUGGAUUCAUAUCAGAUGAUUUCCUCAUGGAAGAACAGGUAGAUGCACCACCAAGAUCUCCAAAUAAGGAAGCAAUAAAGCGGCUGAUCAAGCAAGCGGAACUUCUGGUGAUGGAUGAUGAACAAGUGCAUAAAUCUAUCACAUUUUUACACAGUCGGGAAUCAACUAACCCAGAUCUUAGACCUCCUAAAUGUAAAUCCCCAGACUUGUCCUCUUCAAAGAGUUCUCCACGUGAUCUCCCCACUGACUCCUUAGCAAGUACACUCAGCACUGAGGGCUCUAUGUUAGGUGAAGCCAGUGCGUGUGAGGCAAGUGGGGAAUACACAAGUAAUUCUGAAGCGGAGUAUUACUCCACAGCUUCCAGUGAUGAAGAGCAGUAUAACAGUGUUCUUAGGAUGUCAACAAGUCACAGUAGCGACCUGCUAAGUAGCGGACACAACAGCCAAUCAAAUCUCGGCUCACCAGUCAAACAAAGAAAUCGUCCAUCAAGUGUGACCGAAAUGUACGAAUUGACAAAUAGAUUGGAUCUCUCCCCGUUCUCUAUAUCAGAGAGUGCCAUUGACAAUAUCCCCCGAGAGAGAGGAAGCAAAAGUAGUAGUGCCGCAAGCAGUCGUGAUAGACUCAGUAGGACAAACUCUGAGCGAUCCACACACAGUCUCAGAGUCGGAACACCAACUAGAAAACUCAGGAAUAAAUCACGGAAAUUAAAGCGCUCCAUUUCAGAAGCAGAACAAAACAGUGACAUCACAAAGUCCCACGAUUCUCUAGGAUCGGCAGAAAUAUUUGAGAAUGCAGAAACUGCACCUUGUUCACCUCCAGAAGCCACUCUGUCUCUCCCAGGAAAUUGCCAAGAACUGAAUACUGGUGCCUUCUCAAGUAAAUAUAGCUCAAAUUCAAGGGAAACAUUAACCAACUCACAGAACAUUGCCCAGUGUUAUACAUCAUCUGAUGCAUAUAAUGGCGCUAGGCCUAAAACUAGUAUACCAAGUCACAUCAGUCAACGACGCAAGAAAAAGAGCAGGUCUAAAAGGCGGAAUGGAUCUGGAAGUUCAGGCAGUGAAAGCGGAUCUGAUGUUGAACAUGUACCAGAUGUUAAAGUUGCUAGUAGUGCUGAUAAUACAGAUGACCUCAUCAACAGCACAGUGGAAUCCUUCUCUGAAGAGGCAUGGGACAACUAUCAGAUUGGGUACACAGCACUGAAAUAUUCAGCUCCUAUGUACACUAGUGUAAGUGAAGACCCAAAUGAAGAAAAAUUAACAGAUACAGCGUUACAGUGGGAACCCUCUGAAUACGAGGAAGACUUUGAUUUUAAAUAUGCUGCCAGUCUUGGAGGUAACAAGUCACCCCCAGAGAUGAAGAAAAAUAAAGAGAGAAAAUACAAGGGACCAAAACCCUCACCAGGUGGCUUCACUGGUGAUGUGAACAAAAUGGAGGACUCUGAUUCUGAUAUCGAGGAUCUUCAUCAUGUGAUCAAGGAAUCGACUGAUCAGAUUCAUGUUGCGGCUGCUGUUCUUAAGAAAUAUCGUAAAGAUGUCAUGGAUACUGGGAUCUACCUUGACCCAUCUAAAUAUGCUGAAGUGGUUGCUACAUGCCAAAUGAACAUCACAUGCCUUGAGGUGAUCAGUGACACAUUGGAGUCAGACCAGGGCAUGGCAAACCUCACUGAAGAAGACCUACAGCAAAUGGAAGACACUCUAGCUGAGUGGGACUCUCUUCACAGUUUAGGCUUAGAGCGCCAAGCACAGUCACGUGAUCUUCUCGCCAUCUAUAAACAGUUUGUGACAUUAUCACAGACGCUGGCAGAAUACCAAGAUGAACUGGGCAAUGAUGUGUUUGAAGAUGUUUCCAAAUUAGAGUCUGCAGUAAAACAUUUACAGAACAACAGACUUGAUGUACAACCCCUGAGAGAUGACCUGGAAAGAGUAAAGAAUGAGAUAGCCAGCUAUGCUAGGCAGAACCAACACAUAAGCAUGACAAAGUUCCAAGAGGAAACCAUGACUCUCUCUGACCAAGUUGAAGAAGUGGCUGACAGGUCGAGCAAGAAGAUCGAUGAGUUCAAGUCUACCUUGAUCACAUGGUACGACCAUGACGAGACCAUGGAGGAGCUUAAGUAUUUACUUCAUCGAGAGGAAGGACAGCUACAGUGUCUAGAGCUCACUCAUGACGUCAUUGACUUCACUGAGCAGGAUAUCAAGGAUACUCUCUAUGAUCUGAAGGGGAUGAAAUCUGACUUGGACAAAUAUGAUGACAAACUAGAAAAUCUUCGCAAUAUAUCAGCUGACAUUUGUAAAAUUGCUGACACGGAGCGAAAAAAUGAAAUACGUGCUAAUAUCGGGACAACUGCCAAUGAAUUAGCCAGUUUAAAACUCCGAUGUGAACGAUUAGAGGCUGCGUUUGAAGAGAGACUUAACACCGGUGACUUCAAAUCAGAUGGGGCAUCACAGCUUGAAUUAAUCCAGCCUGAAACAAGUAAAGUUGCUAUGGAGACAACUACAGUUGCUAAGGCAACAGAGGACGAUUCUAGUCAGGAUAGUGGGAUGGAUUCCCAGGAAGGUGCCACCACAGAGACAGAUGGGUUGGCUGUUGAUGCCACUCUAAUGUCUAUUGAUGAGACUGAUGCCACUGUUGUGGCUGAAGCUACUGAUGCAAGUGGGGCUAGUGGUGUGACUGGUGCAACUAAGGAGAACACAACACAAACAGAACUGAAGCAGUGCUUAGAGACAGAAGACCAGGCCAGUGCCCAUGUGGAGGGAAGGUCUUGGGUGAAGAGAAUACUAAGGGCCGCCCGUCCUGUCCAAGUCAUGAUUGUAGCAGUGUUUCUAGCUGCAUGUAUACUGGACCCAAGAGUCAAUGAUGCAACAAAAGACUUGGGCAUCAUACUUAAUCCUGAGUUGAGAUAUGUGAAAGGCCCACCCCCUUUCUAAGCUGAGAUAUGUG